AGCUAUAGUUUCAUUUUUCUCCCAGUACUUGUUUAACUGCCAACCUUGAAUCACCUCUACAGGCCAGCUGUUAAUCAAAAUUAUUAAAUGCAGGUAGAUAGCCCAUCAUCAUUUGGAUAUUUCUGAAAAACGUAUUACCUCCCUCGACAGCCUUCCUUUAUCAACGUGCCUGUUUGGCACGUGUUCUCUCAGGAUGUUGGCACUUCUCCUCUUCUGUCUGGUACCCUGCGGUGCUGACGACUCAUGCAUCCCGGGGAUCCUAAAUACUCCUUCAGUUGUAGAAUAUGGAACAGAUUUAGAAGCAAACUGCUCCACCACCAGAGAUGACUUUGAUGAGCUGACCCUACGGCUUGGAAACACAAGCUGUACAAAUCCAGAAAACAAUUCUGUGGUUACAUGUGCUGCACCGGUGUUAGACUUUAAGAUGAAGGUAGAAUGCAGGCUAAGGCUAAAUGGCACCGAAUGCAUGAAUGCGACUGAUAUAAUCGUAUACCAAAACCCAGAGGUCAGGCUGUCUGUGAAGAAUGGAAGUGAUGAGCAAGAAGAUUACACACUCCAGUGUGAUGUCUUGAGUGAUAUCCCUGCUCAAAACUAUUCUGUCACAUGGUUCAAAAACAAUGAAACCAUAAAGACAGAGUUCAUCAUUGGAGAGCAAGAAAAAAAAGAUUCCUCCAUAAUGGCCUUCAACAUCAGCAGGGAGGAGAAGUUUGCUCAGUUUAGAUGUGAAGUUCAACUGGAACUGGAGCAAAUAGAAACCAGACCUGUUAUUUCUACAACACAAAAUGUCUCAGCACGCUAUGCUCCUGAGCUCAGGAUGAAUUCUAGUGAAACCAUCACUGUGCCCAAUGGCGGAAAUGUAACCCUGCAUUGUGAUGUAGAGGGGAACCCUCCUCCUGAAUAUGUGUGGGCUAUAGAUGGAAACCCUAUUUUUCAAACCACAAAAUGGUUGGAAAUUGAUCAGGUUAAUAGCAGCAUAAUCUGCAGCUGCACAGCUAGCAAUGUUCUGGGUAAAAUAACCGUGAAAAUCCAUGUUGAUGUUGAAGAAGUGAAGACUGAGGCAGAGAAGCUUGAAAAUUGUGGGUUGACCCUGACCCCCUCUUACCUUUAUGUGAAAUAUGGUAAUCCAGCUUCCAUUGAUUGCUAUACAGCCAGCACAGAUUUGGCUAAAAUGGCCUGGGAGACUGCCGUCGGGCAAAGCUUUGGAACACCUCCUAAUGUAACUUGGAGAGUUGAGAAACUAGAGGACUUCACCGUGAAGCCGUUUUGCUUUGUCACUCUGCUUGAUGAUACACAGUGCAUUAAAAAGCCAGAGAUCACUCUUUAUAAGCCUCCAGAUUUGGUGGCAGUCUCUGGCAUGGUUAAAAUGAAAGAGGGUGAAGAGCAUACGCUGCGGUGUUAUAUUUUCAACGUUGCCCCUGCUAAUAAGCUCCAGGUGACAUGGUAUAAAGACGGUAGAAAUGUCCACACAGCUAAUUUUGAAAGCUUAGACGUGGCCCCACACACAGAAUGCUUUAAAAACUCAGCCGUACACCCCUGUGAUGUCUCAUCUAACUACACAUUUAUCCCUAAUAAAAGUGACAAUGCGUCACUUUUCACAUGCACGGCUGAGUUACAGUUUAGACCUGCAGGGCCGCUGCCACCCCCCUCUGUGGCUUCAGCACCUUAUACUGCUGUCGUGGAAUAUAAACCAACCAUCAAAAAAUGCAUGUUUUCUGGUGUGGAAGAUAGCUUCAGACUGCAUGAUGUGCCCUGUGAAACUGAUGGGAACCCUCCACCUGCUAUUGAGUGGCAGUACAAUGGUACACGGAUCGAUGAAUUCAAGCUCCUGAAAAGGACUGACUCUGGGACCUACAAAGCUAAAGUGUAUAAUUCAAUGGGCGAGGAUAGCACUGAUGUUGUUAUCACAGUUGAAUACAAACCCAUGUUUUCUUGUGAGAGGAAUUAUACGGUUAAAGUGAACGAGAAAGCAAAUAUUUUGUGUGAACCGGAUGGUGUACCCUCUCCCAACCUCCGUUGGUUCAAAAAUGGUACUGAGAUCGUUCCACAUUAUUGGAAGAAAAACGAGAGUGGGUGGUAUUCACUUAGAGCGUCCAACAAACACGGGGAAGUUGAGCACCAGUUUUAUCUGGAUAUUUUAUACCCCCCUGUGUUCACAGAAACGAAUGCAACCGAGAUUCUUGUUGCAGGCAAAAAUUUCAGUUUUGUUUGCAAAGCUGAAGGCAACCCUGAGCCUUUGACCGAUUGGAGCUACCCGAUUAGAGAUAAUGUACAGAAGACCACUAAGGGGCGCCAGAAGAUCAUAACCAUCACAACAGCCACGUCUACUAAUGCUGGUUCUUACAUCUGUAAUGCCACGAAUGAAUUUGGGAAUGUGACAAGAACAAUCCAGCUAAAAGAUAAAUCCACUGACAACUUCCAGUUCUGGUGGAUUAUCCUAGUGGUGCUACUAAUUUUUCUUCUAAUCAUUUUUCUGGUUUGUUUUUAUCGGAGGACCAGAAUACAUGGGGAAUAUAACUUUGUUGCUACCAAUGACACAAAUAUAGCUAUGCAAAACAGAUCUGCUGUAGAGAAUGGAGUAAAAUCAGCGAAUGGUCAGAGCUAAAGUUGAGGAAAAAACAGCCUGUAAAUGCACAUUUUGAAGCAGUUGGGGAAAAAAGUACUUUUGUGCAAAAUGAUUCAAGUAUAAGAGAUAUUUGUCAAAUUGGUCAGACAAAUCAAGGUGGCUGCUUUUAUUGUUAUUUUUGUCUCUUUUUAUAUCAUAUUGUAUAUUUUUUCUUGCAUUAUUGACUGUGUACAAAAUGAAUGCGUGCAAAAUC
Molecule: messenger RNA, 2816 nt
Organism: Cyprinodon variegatus (sheepshead minnow)
Lineage: Eukaryota; Metazoa; Chordata; Actinopteri; Cyprinodontiformes; Cyprinodontidae
Gene: icam5
Product: hemicentin-1-like
Exons: 10
Coding region: 194-2602 (802 amino acids)
Biological process (GO): cell adhesion
Molecular function (GO): integrin binding
Source: RefSeq, a predicted model, not a curated record